ACCGAAGAAUAAUGCUUACUGGAAUCUUUAUCUGUUACUCCGUUCAGUAUGUGACAUAAUUCUUGCACCAGUCAUAGGAAAAAGCUGGUUGAGUCAUCUAAGAGGUCUCAUUACAGACUUUCUUUCAAAUUUUCAGAAACUUUUUCCAGAAAGUUUUACACCAAAGAUUCAUUUUUUGGUGCAUUAUCCUCGCUUGAUUGAACAUUUUGGACCAUUAAGAGCACACUGGUGCCUAAGAUAUGAAGCCAAACAUCUCUAUUUCAAAAGACUUUCAUCUGUGGUCAACAACUAUCAAAACAUAACGAAAACCCUUGCAAAACGAUAUCAGAUGAGACAGUGUUGGGAAGCCCAGUCUAACUGCACUCCUAAUUCUGAAGCAAUUCCAGGCUCUGUGAUAGAACUUCCUCUACCUCUAUGCACACUCCCACUGGGACUCAGGGAAGUUAUUGAAGAAAAAAAUAAUGUUGAGCUUGAAUCAGUUUGGGAAACUAAGCAUCUGGAGCAUGAUAGGGUUGGCUACAAAGUUGGUGAUUAUUUCAUUUUUGAUUUGGUACAUGCUUGAGGAAAUCCCAGUUUUUCUAAAGCUCAUUCACAUCCUGAAAAUCCAGGAAGAGUGGAAACUCUGUGGCAGGAUUUUCCUGAGUAAUUCCUUUUCUGAGCAUUUGCAUGCUUAUAAUGUAAAAUCAACUGCUUACUGGAUCAUGCUUAAUCCUGGUGAUGAAGUAGACUACCAUGCACUUGACUGCUACUCAGACAUGAAGGAUAAUCUGUACAUCUCACUACAACAUCGUCCUGUGAGAAAACAUUCUAUAGUUAUUUUAUUUAUUUUGCCUAAGUCACUGAUUCUCAAUAUUCCAACUGUUUUUUUUCUGUCUCUUCAGAGCAUGAGAUUGAUGGCCCAACUUUAGAAGUAAUCACAGAACGAAUGGCAGAGCGACUAAUACCUUUUAUCAAAAAGCAGACAAUUUUUAUGAACCUGCUUGAUAAACUUAAAGAGAAAACCCACACAAGGGUAAGUUUCUAUUUUGAGUGGAAACAAGUAGCAAAUCCCUCACUAGAGAGAAGAGACCCUGUUCUCAGAUGUCCCAAAAAGUCUAAACUGAGAACAGUUCUAAUUCAGAGUCUUUUUGAACACCUCAGCGUUAGAACAAUGUAUCCAUCCCAUCAACAGUAUGUCGAAUCAUUGUCUGCUUUGAUAACAGCAUUUCCCUGCCUUAAAGAAAACUUUGGAUCGGGUUAUGAUGGCCUGCUUGAGUCCUUAAAAAAUAAAUUUAAAAAGGAGAGACUUCCACUUAUCUAUAAUGAGGAAGUAGAGAAAAUGAAAGCGAAGUUUGGAGUUCCAGGCUGUGGUAGAAAACGUGCACCGGAGACAGUUUCUUGCCACACAAUUACAAGGCGGCGAACAGAAGAAGAGUAUGACGCAGAAAAUGAAAUGAAUAUCAUGCAAGAUGUUAAUGCCAUGGCAGAGGAAAUUCAGAAGUCUCGGCCUGACAUGGCACUGCUAGAAAAGAUGCUUCUGAGUACAAAAGCCUAUAGAAGAACAUACAUAACAUCUCACUCCACUAGAGACAUACUUCAAGAAUUUCCUUGUCUGAAAAUGCCCAGAAUGCUUCUUCUAGAGAUGAAGGACAUUUCAAGAGUGGAUGUGGAUAAACAAGUCACAACAGUUCUGAACAAAAUGGCUCCUGCAAUACUUGAGAAGCUCCCCCUGUUGGCUACACACUCCGAAUUGGCCAAGCAGUGCAAUGAGAAAAUUAUGGACUAUAAUGAGGGACCAGUGAAAAGAGGUUUGCAGUUGGAAGCAGCAGUACUAUGCAUUCCGGGUCUGUUCAAUGAGGACUCUUCUUUUUUGUUCUCCACUAAGCAAACUGACAAUGUAACACCCUACAUCCUGAUCAGCUGCAGAGAGGGACAACCACUGAGUCACACAUCUAUCAAAAUAGUGAUGGACAGCGAAACCAUCGUAGAAGAUUGUGCGGACAUAUCAUUAGCACUUAGCCUUCUCUUUUGUACAUAUUUUGUCUUUGGAAUAGAGUACCCAGAAAGACUAUGCUUUUCCUUGAGGGAUUUGUCUUUAAGAUGAAGGAAGAGAAAACUCUUCCUAUGUCAGUGAAGAGGGUCUUUAACUUUCUCUGCCAGUCUUAAAUAAGGGCAUGCAUUUUUGUGUUUGUUCAUAAAUUUUCAAGUUGGGCUCUGUUCACUCAAACAGUUGUUAUUGUUUAUAUAUAUAUAUCAGUUACGCACGCACACACUCACAAAGAUUACAUAAACAACCAUUUAAAGAGAGUGUAUAACAUUGCUAGCCAUAUAUUUGUGCACCUAUAAAAUGAUUAACAAGUAACUGAUUAGUUAUGUAGUUGGAAAUCAAUUGAAGUGAUUUUAAAAAUGUAUUUAUCUGACCUGUUCACUUGAGCAAUUGUAGUGAUAUGGUUAAAAUGUAAAAUAAUAUGGUAAAGGGUAAAAGUGAUAUUGUUUAAAAAAAAAA
Molecule: messenger RNA, 2485 nt
Organism: Misgurnus anguillicaudatus (oriental weatherfish)
Lineage: Eukaryota; Metazoa; Chordata; Actinopteri; Cypriniformes; Cobitidae
Source: RefSeq, a predicted model, not a curated record